AAAGGCUAAUAAUAGUGGUUUUGACAUUUAGUGGAAAAGUGGGACUAAAAGGUGUGGAAGGGUCUAGCCUAUGACAAGUACAUGAAAUCUUCCUUGGAUUUUAUCUUGAUAUUUGCAGCAGAUAGAAUUUUAUGAUGGUUUGUCUGAUUUGGGAUUCAUCAUAUACCUUGGAGUUCUUCUGAUUGGUUGGAACUAUGGGGUGGCUGACCAAGAUUUUAAAAGGCUCCAGUCACAAAAUCUCAGAAGAGCAUUUUCAUUGUGAUCACAAUGAUGAUGAGGUAAAUUGGGAAGCAGCUCGUGUUUCGCGGGGCUCAUCAGAUUUUGACAGAGAAGAAAUUGACAGAGCAAUCGCGCUUUCCAUUGCUGAGGACGAUGAGAAAGGAAAGAAAGUUAUAGAUACCGAUUCUCAGUUAGAAGAAGACGAACAGCUUGCUAAGGCGCUUCAAGAAAGUUUCAAUAUCGAGUCUCCACCUCCUCAGCUCGAACAUGGAAGUCUUUUUGCGCCCUUUCAAUUCCUCGAUCCUUCAAGAUAUAGAAUAUGUGCUGGUUGUAAAAGCCAAAUUGGACAAGGGAGAUACUUGAGCUGCAUGGGAGCUGUUUGGCAUCCAGGAUGUUUCCGUUGUCGUGCUUGUGAUCAGCCAAUAUCUGAAAUAGAGUUCUCUAUGAUGGAUGACCACCCGUACCAUAAAUCGUGCUACAUGGAGCUGCAUCAUCCCAAAUGUGAUGUCUGCAAGAAUUUUAUCCCAGCAAAUGCUGGUGGCCUUAUUGAGUACAGAGCACAUCCAUUCUGGCCUCAGAAGUACUGCCCUUCACACGAGCGUGAUGGAACGCCGCGAUGCUGCAGCUGCGAGAAAAUGGAGCCGGUAGAUUCUAGGUAUUUGCAUCUCGAGGAUGGAAGAAAGCUCUGCCUAGAGUGUUUGGACUCGUCGAUAAUGGACACUCACGAGUGCCAGCCUCUUUACCUUGAGAUACAAGAUUUCUACGAAGGUCUAAACAUGAAGGUGGAGCAGCAGAUUCCUUUGCUCUUAGUUGAAAGACAAGCACUAAACGAAGCCAUCGAAGAAGAGAAAAAGGGUCAUCACCGUGUGUCUGAGACUCGAGGACUUUGCCUGUCUGAAGAGCAGAUCAUUACCAUGGUGUCGAGGAGGCCAAGAAUUGGAGGCUACCGGAUACUAGACUUGUUUACUGAGCAAUAUAGGCUAGUCCGCCAGAGUGAAGUAACAGCAAUUCUUGUUUUGUAUGGCCUUCCAAGGUUGUUGACCGGAUCCAUCCUCGCCCACGAGAUGAUGCAUGCUUGGUUGCGCCUCAAAGGUUAUCCAACUUUGGAUCCAAAGGUGGAAGAAGGUAUUUGCCAAGUGCUAGCUCACAUGUGGUUGGAUUCUGAGAUUGCGGGUGCUUCAGCUUCGGCUGCAGCGACAUCUUCAUCGUCCUCGUCUAACUCGAGCCAGCCAUCAUCGAAGAAGGGGCAGCGGUCCCAGUUCGAGAGAAAACUGGGUGAAUUUUUCAAGCACCAGAUCGAAACAAGCUCGUCUCCGGUAUAUGGAGAUGGUUUUAGAGAGGGAAUUGAGGCAGUGGAAAAGUAUGACCUAAAGAGGACUCUUGAUCACAUUCGCUUAACCGGUUGUUUUCCAUGAUCAUCCUACAUUUCUUCCUGCCCUUUCAUAUGUAUACACACAUUAGAUCAGGAAUAAUUAAUUGUUUUCAAAGAAAUAUAUAUAAUUGUUGAGGCUACAUUGGAAAAUAAAGCCUUCUUUAUAGUGUAAUGCUUAUAUCAUAUUUUUUCUGAUUUUCA
Salvia hispanica is the source of this 1792-nucleotide messenger RNA. RefSeq names its product protein DA1-related 1-like. The record is from RefSeq and is a predicted model, not a curated record. Gene Ontology annotation, molecular function: ubiquitin binding. NCBI's taxonomy places the organism in Eukaryota, Viridiplantae, Streptophyta, Magnoliopsida, Lamiales, Lamiaceae.